UUAUUUCCUAGGCCAUCAAAGCGGUACUUUUAAAGCAGGUCAGUCUUAAAAAGAUGCGGUCGCCGCCACGGCCGCCACCGGGAGCGUCUCCUUGGCCUGAAACGCUCGCCCCCCUCCUCUGCCCACCUCCCUCUGUCCUCCGGCUGGAGAAGUGAGGGCACUCGAAUGGUGGGCUGUCAGGGGACUCACACUCCGCCAACGGGAUCGCAUCGCCUUCGUGUUCUGCCUGAGAUUUCCCAACGCCAAGUGCAAUGUGGUGUGUACAGCCAUACUGUUGUAUCUGUGUCCUCACCCCCACCCCCCACCCCGCCACCUGACCAAUGCUGGGAUCUGAGAUCUAGUCGCCCCCUUCCUGCCUCUUUUCCGUCUCUCCCCACCCUGUCUUCUCUCAUCUCCACGCCACCCACCCCCACUCCCACCCAUCCAAAGGGCAAAGAGCAAAGACACUCGGAAAAGGCAAGGGCUAGCUGUAUCUCCGCUAGGAGACCGAGGCCGCAGGCAGGGAUUGCGCUGUGAGAGACAAUCUUUCAGCGAGAUACAGAGCAAGAGAGAAAUCCAGAAAGGAACCGGUGCUCUCGGGAACCGGGGAGCUCGCCACUGAAGGAAGAGCACCAAGAUUUUCGACCAGGCGAUCCCGGUCCUGGGACGCUCACACAGCCUGCCUGCCAUCUGGGGCAAGGACCGAGAGCUAUGGUCCUGAGUCCACGGUCGCCAGCAUCACCGCGCUAGGUGCGCGCCCCGCUCUCCCAUCACUAUGCAGCGACCAUUUCCCUCUAAAUCUCAAAGGUGGACCACUCUAAAAGGAUUACAAGCGUGAUUUGGUAGCCUUUCCGAAAGUUGGUGGCCGGAAAAGGGGAAGAUCCUGGGCGACAGAAUGACGGAUACAAUGCAGCCUCGCGGAGAGUUUGCCCCUCCCGCUGGGAAGCCCCUCGGAGCGAACCUCGGAGAUCCUGAGCGCUCUGCACCAUAGGUACUCGUCGCCAUCAGUUCCUACUUUGCCUGAUUGAAAUCAGUCUGUCUCUUAUGUAGGAUGUGUGCUGUAGAACGCGUAGACUUUGGCCGCUAGAUCUUUCAUACCCUCACAGUUUUACAAUCAACCAGGAAUGAUGAAGCCGUCCAUAGCUGAGAUGCUUCACAGAGGGAGGAUGCUGUGGAUAAUUCUUCUAAGCACAAUCGCUCUAGGAUGGACUACCCCAAUCCCCCUGAUUGAGGACUCAGAGGAAAUAGAUGAGCCCUGUUUUGAUCCAUGCUACUGCGAAGUUAAAGAAAGCCUUUUCCACAUACAUUGUGACAGCAAAGGAUUUACAAACAUUAGUCAGAUUACUGAGUUCUGGUCAAGACCUUUUAAACUGUAUCUUCAGAGGAAUUCAAUGAGAAAAUUGUACACCAAUAGUUUUCUUCAUUUAAAUAAUGCUGUGUCCAUUAACCUUGGGAACAAUGCAUUACAGGACAUUCAAACUGGCGCUUUCAAUGGUCUUAAGAUCUUAAAGAGACUAUAUCUCCAUGAGAAUAAACUAGAUGUCUUCAGAAAUGACACCUUCCUUGGCUUAGAAAGUCUGGAAUACCUGCAGGCAGAUUACAAUGUCAUUAAACGUAUAGAGAGUGGGGCAUUUCGGAACCUAAGUAAAUUGAGGGUUCUAAUCUUAAAUGAUAAUCUCAUUCCUGUACUUCCAACCAAUUUAUUUAAGGCUGUUUCUUUAACCCAUCUGGACCUCCGUGGAAACAGGUUAAAGGUUCUCUUCUACCGUGGAAUGCUAGAUCACAUUGGCAGAAGCCUAAUGGAGCUCCAGCUGGAAGAGAACCCUUGGAACUGCACCUGUGAGAUUGUGCAGCUGAAGAGUUGGCUGGAGCGAAUUCCUUACACAGCGCUGGUGGGGGACAUCACCUGUGAGACACCUUUCCAUUUCCAUGGGAAGGAUCUCCGUGAAAUCAAGAAGACAGAACUCUGUCCAUUGUUGUCUGAUUCUGAGGUGGAGGCCAGUUUGGGGAUUCCCCACUUACCAUCAAGCAAGGAGAAUGCCUGGCCAACUAAACCUUCCUCAAUGUUGUCCUCUGUCCAUUUUACAGCUUCUUCUGUUGAAUAUAAGUCCUCCAAUAAGCAGCCAAAACCCACCAAACAGCCCCGAACACCCAGACCACCAUCUACAUCCCAGGCUCUAUACCCUGGUCCAAAUCAACCUCCCAUUGCCCCCUAUCAGACCAGACCACCUAUUCCUAUUAUAUGUCCUACUGGGUGUACAUGUAAUUUGCAUAUCAAUGACCUUGGCUUGACUGUCAACUGCAAAGAACGAGGAUUUAACAACAUCUCCGAACUUCUUCCAAGACCCUUGAAUGCUAAGAAGCUCUACCUGAGCAGCAAUCUGAUUCAGAAGAUAUACCGCUCUGAUUUUUGGAAUUUUUCUUCUUUGGAUCUCUUGCACCUGGGGAACAAUCGCAUUUCUUAUGUUCAGGAUGGAGCUUUCAUCAACCUGCCCAACCUGAAGAGUCUCUUUCUCAAUGGCAAUGAUAUAGAAAGGCUGACACCAGGUAUGUUCCGAGGUUUACAGAGUUUGCAUUACUUGUACUUCGAAUUCAAUGUCAUCCGGGAAAUCCAGCCUGCAGCCUUCAGCCUCAUGCCCAACUUGAAGCUGUUAUUUCUCAACAAUAACUUGCUGAGGACCCUGCCAACUGAUGCCUUUGCAGGUACAUCCCUGGCUCGGCUCAACUUGAGGAAGAACUACUUCCUCUACCUGCCAGUAGCUGGUGUCCUUGAACACUUGAAUGCCAUCGUGCAGAUAGAUCUCAAUGAGAAUCCUUGGGACUGCACUUGUGACCUGGUUCCCUUUAAACAGUGGAUCGAAACCAUCAGCACAGUCAGCGUGGUAGGUGAUGUACUCUGUAGGACCCCCGAGAACCUCACCCACCGUGAUGUGCGCACUAUUGAGCUGGAAGUUUUAUGCCCAGAGAUGCUGCAUGUUGCACCACCUGGACCAUCCCCACCGCAGUCUGGAGAUUAUGACCCCAAUGGAGGACCAACAAGUGCAUCACCAUAUGAGUUCUCUCCUCCCGGGGGCCCUGUGCCACUUUCUGUGUUGAUUCUCAGCCUGCUGGUUCUGUUCUUCUCAGCUGUCUUUGUUGCAGCAGGCCUCUUUGCCUAUGUGCUCCGUCGGCGGAGGAAGAAGCUGCCCUUUAGAAGCAAGCGGCAGGAAGGCGUGGACCUUACAGGAAUCCAGAUGCAAUGUCACCGGCUGUUUGAGGACAGUGGGGGCAGUGGUGGUGGGAGUGGAGGUGGUGGUCGACCAACUCUGUCCUCUCCAGAGAAAGCCCCUCCCGUGGGUCACGUGUAUGAGUACAUCCCGCACCCAGUUACCCAGAUGUGUAACAACCCCAUCUACAAGCCUCGAGAGGAGGAAGAAGUGGCCGCCUCAGCAGCCCAGGAACCAGGAGCUGCAGAACGUGGGUGCCCUGGGACACAGCCACCAGGAAUGGGUGAGGUGCUCUUAGGAAGUGAGCAGUUUGCAGAAACACCCAAGGAGAACCACAGCAACUACCGGACCUUGCUGGAAAAAGAGAAGGAGUGGGCCCUGGCGGUUUCCAACUCCCAACUUAACACCAUAGUGACGGUGAACCAUCACCACCCUCACCCUCACCACUCGUCGGUUGGUGGGGUUUCAGGGGUAGGUGGAGGGACUGGGGGAGACUUGGCUGGGUUCCGCCACCACGAGAAGAAUGGUGGGGUGGUGCUGUUUCCCCCUGGGGGAGGUUGUGGUGGUGGCAGUAUGCUGCUAGACCGUGAGAGGCCACAGCCUCCUCCAUGCACAGUGGGAUUUGUGGACUGUCUCUACGGCACAGUGCCCAAAUUAAAGGAACUCCAUGUCCACCCCCCUGGCAUGCAAUAUCCAGACUUACAGCAGGACGCCAGGCUCAAAGAAACCCUUCUCUUCGCAUCUGGAAAGGGCUUCACAGACCACCAAACCCCCAAAAGUGAUUACCUCGACUUAAGGGCCAAACUUCAAACUAAGCCGGAUUACCUCGAAGUUCUGGAGAAGACAGCAUACAGGUUCUAACAGAAAAGAAGAGAAUAAAUUAGUGGCUUUGUUUUGAUUUUCAAAAGAAAAGGAAAAUAAAAAGAAAUAUAUCCCCGGCUCCCAUUAUACUUGUCCCAAUAACUCCAUCCUCACAGUUCCCCCCUUGCCCAGGACAGAACUGAAACGCAUGAUAACUAGAGAAUACAGAAGUGGGCUCUCCCCUCUCAGAUGUGACUCUGAGGAAGGGCCGUACUCAGAUCAUUAAUCAAUGAAGUGCCUUCGCAGACUUUUGCCAGCAAAUGUUAUCAUUAUUUUUUAUACUGAAACUCGAGACUUUGACUGUGCCAUGUGUGAGGUAUAUCGGGGAUCGUUGUAUUGAUCCUAAUUGAGUAAAAUUCAAUGUGUCUUUUUAUUUUCAGUAACUUUUAUUCCCUUUAGUUGCAGUUUUGUUCGAAAGGGAGCGGGGAGGUUGACAUUUAUGGCUUUCUCUCCUUUUCCCAUCAUGGCACAGAUUCUGUACAUGUAUUAACAAUGCAGUUUGCUGCAUGCUUGAAAACUGCAGGAUGGGGAGGGAGGGGCGGGUCUUGCUCGAAUGUUCUCACACUGUUGUCUCUCACACACAUAUUCAUGUGCACACAGCAAGCCUCUACAUACACUUAGGUCCCUCAGUCUGAACUGGGUGCAGUACACACACACACACACACACACACACACACACACACACACACACACCUUCCACACAACUUAAUCUGCUUAGUUCGGGUUUGAUCCAUUUUUUCCUCUCCAUAGCUCCACGUGCCCUUCACUCCUAGUGUACAGCUCACAGCAUCUCUCCUACCACCCUGGGAAAAGUCACAUUUGAGGCUGGAUCCUACUGCAGUGAAGGCUUGUUGGUUUAAAAGCUGGAGACACACCUAGGGAUGAGCACCCUCCUUGUGACAUUUCAUCCUGAUGCCAAGAUUUUUUGAGAACAUCUGCACUUUCUUAUAUAUAUAUAUAUAUAUGAUAUUAAAAAUAAAGAAGCAACUGGGUAUAUAUCACUAACAGCUUUGUAGGAAGCACUUUUAAUGUUUUCUCUCUCACACACAAAGAUUCAAAAGAAAUGUGCAUAUAUUUAUUCUGUAAUUUCAGUGAUUAUAAAUUGUAAAGGUAAUGUUUAAUCAUUGUAUAGUGAUUAUGCGUCUGGUAUAGCUUUCCUAAUAAAAAGUUUUUGAAAAACAUAAUACAUUAUAUAUAGAAGAUACAAAGCUUGAAUUUAAGCCAGCUGUACCACGCCUUUCGUACUUCCAUUUAAAGAUAUUUAUUUUACUUGAUAUACAGAAAGCGAAUUGAUUAACAAGUCUGCUGCACUGUGAUAUUGAUAAAGCUUACUACACAGUAUUCAUAUCCCAUAUCAGGAUUAAAUUGGGGCUUGGAUAUGCUAAUCUAUAGUUCAGUUUUUUUCAUGGGUUAUACAUUUCCAAUUCAGUUUCCCAACGAGGCACUGUUCCAUAGGUGGAGUGUGACCAGGAGAAAAUAAAGUGACUGGAGUGAGGAAGUAUAGGGUUGUUCUGGGUAAGAUCACUGAGCAUCUGUGUGUUUCAAAACAGGAGAUGACUUGAAGGAACAGAGAAACGAAAUAGCUCUCCUUUAAAUAAAAAAGGAACACUAAAAUUAGAUCCAUGAGCAGCUUAGGUAGCAUCACACUCUCCAUGCACAUGCACAGUCCCAGAAAAGCUGAGGAUAAAUGGGACUGUAGAAUAUCUGUUCAUCUGUGAAAGUUGUCAUUUUUAUGUUUGGACGUUGUUUUCCCACUCACUCACAGCAAAUGGACCCAGAAAUGCUUGAAUGAAGAUGUAUGAUACUGAUUAAGUUUUAUUUUUCUGUAUGGAAUUUUAGAAAAUGUUUCAAAGUUAAUUUGAAGAUACUUUGAAUUAUGAUCCAUGUACACGUGAGCAAAACCAAAGAAAAUAGAAAUGUAGGAUGCAAGACAGCAGCGAUAGAGGCACUUACCGAGACGGGCCAGUAGAGGGCAGCAGAACUCCAGCGAUCUCCAGACGCAUCCACUACUGAAUUGUAAAGUGAAGCUAGAGUUUCUUCAAGCUGCCCUUAGAAAUGAUCAUUACAUGCUGAAUGUAAUUUACCACAAGUCGCUGAAGCCUUACAUUACAUCAUUUCCCCCCGACACACACACACACACACACACACACACACACACACACACACACACACACACACUCACACACAGGAUAAAACCACAAGUUUCUAAAGCUGUAUGGUGUAUACAUAAAGGCAUUGUAUUAAAUGAUGGAGAAAAGGUAAAUGUCUAGAACAUGUUUAUAUAACCAUUAAAACUACAUACAAUGAUCAGUGUAGACAUGCAUACAGAUAAAAUACGCAAAUACUUAGAUAUUAAAAAAAAUACACUUUCAGGGCUUCUUUGCAUCUGAUAUGUGGCAUCUGUAACUUUUGUCCUCAACUAUUCAGUCUAUUUUGGAGUUAUUUCAGAAAGUCCAUAAAACUAAUUACAGUCUCUUUAUGUAAAAUACCAGAAUGAAGCUCUCCUUACUCAGGAGAGUUGGGCCCCUUAUAAAAAGAGAUGACGUUUUUUGCUAACUGUCCUACAAGUCACCUUUGUUGGAUAUUUCAUCUUCUAUAUUCUUUCUGAUCAUCAUCUUUCCCUAUUUACUGUUGUUUGUUGUUCUUGUUUUUUGGGGGAGGAUAAAAUAACAAUACUGUGCCCACCGGCUUCGCAACCUGAUUUAGGGGAAAAAAAAUCUGCAGUGACUGUUAACACUGUAGUAAACUACGGUUACUAGUAACCCUCUGGUUCUUCCUAAUCAAUCAUUUUGGUGAACAGAAGAAGUAGGAGCAAAAAAACCUAGAGCCUACGAAUACUAAUAGCAUCUUCCUAGAAAACCAUGCAUUCUCUCAGCAUAGUAUAUUAAACAUAUCAGGUUAAAUGUCAUCCCUAAGGACCCUGGUGCUUUUGACAUUUGGAAAACAGGUCUCCGCAAACCUUAUUGAAUUAAAACAUAACUUGAUAAAUGUAAUAUUUAUAUUUUAUUUAUCAAAUAUUAAAAUAAGACUGUCUUAUCUUAAAUUUCACCCAAAAAUGAAGAAUAAAUUCAUCUAUAUAGUGAGAACAAAUUUAUAUAAGAAUGAAAUUUUGUAUUAAGGAGGGCAAUAUUUUACUUUCAUGGAGUUUUCUACCCCCGACUCAGACACUUAUUUUAAUUUUGCAUUAAAACUAAGUUAAACUUUAGUUUGUAACAAUAGAUAUUAUUUCCAUUAAAUUCCCUGGAUAUUGAUAUAAGGAUGGAUUAACAACUGUUUUAUGUUUCUUACUGAAGUAAAUUACUUUUUUUUUUUUUUACUAAGUAUCUAAUUCCCUCAAAGCAAUGUUCUGCUACUGAGAACGACCAAGGAUCUGACAGUUUCGCUUUUAUUAUUACUAUUUUAUUGGUAAUUA
This is a messenger RNA of Peromyscus maniculatus bairdii (prairie deer mouse), 7458 nucleotides long. Lineage: Eukaryota; Metazoa; Chordata; Mammalia; Rodentia; Cricetidae. The record is from RefSeq and is a predicted model, not a curated record.